AUGGAGCUGCCCCCUCCCGCCCGCGAGCGCCCGUGGCUGCUGGCUUACAACCGCAGGCUCCGGCACCUGCAGGGCAUCGCCCUCCGCAACCUCACCCUGACCCUCGCCCCCACGCGCGCCCGCGGCCGGACCAUCGACGACGCCGCCCUGCCCAGCACCCUCAAGUCGCCCACCAAGACCCUGGCCCUGCGCGAAGGCAAGCCACUCGCCUACUCGCGCUCCUCCAGCGAGCUCAAGAGCAUCGAAGACGAUGACCAGUUCGACAGUGCGCCGCUGCGCACGCCCUGCACGCCCAGCACGCCCACGAGACCAGCGAGGCCCGCCAAGGGCCUGCGCCGGCGCUCCACGUUGGAGUGGACCAACGCCAGUCCAUUGACGCGCCAGAAGCGCCUCGAGGACAUCACCGCCGGCCGCAUGGCCGACACCUUCUUCACCCUGCACGCCGAGGCCCACAAAGAGCCCGUGUACAUCUCCGAAGUCGCAGAGAAAGCCAUGAACCCCAACUUCAAGUUCUUCGACCUCGCCCCCUGCGGCCCUGGCGUCACCCGCCUCGACAAGCUGACCGUCAAGCUGUGGGCCAAGAGCGAGACCAUGACGGGCUGGCAGUUCCUCGUCGACUACACGCUCCACCUUGCAUCGCUCCAGUUCGUGGGCAAGACCCUGGGCGCCUUCAGACACCCCUUGCCCCAGAACUGCAUCCUGUUCCACAUGACAGACGGCAUAUACACCAGCUUCAUCGAUCUGCCCGUCCAGGCCAGGGCUGCCCACGAACUGCUUGCGCCGCCCAGAGAGAAUCCAGACGGCCGCGUCCUUGCUUCGUCCUCGUACGAUGCUUUGAUGCGACUGUCCACGCUCGACGAUUGCAUACAAGACGCUCUCGUCACAAGGGACCGCAUUGCCGACGAGAUUGAGAGCAUCCUCGAGUCCAACAGAGACGCCUUGUCCACGGUGGAGCAGGUGCCCGAGGCCGAGGAACGUCUACGAACGGUGCAGGUUGCGGUGACAGCGGAGCAGCGUCGGGUGCUCGCCAUGCGCAGACGGCGAGACGAGCUCGAAGCCAGCAUACGGUCGCGGACGGAGAAGAUGCAGGCUGGCCGCGAAAAGGGCGCGCUCAUCGCUUCCGAACUACCCACGCGGAAAGAGCUUCGCAAAGAAACGGAAGAGAACAUCGAGACUGCAGAGGAAGCAAUCGCCGGCCAACAAAGGCGCAUAUGCGAAGACCUGCUCAAAAUCUACCCCAUCGACCCCUUGCCCGGCAAGUCGCUCGCCUUCACCAUACGAGGCCUGCUGUUGCCCAACUCGCACUUUGACGACGCCAACCAAGACGUCACGUCAGCAGCCCUCGGCCACGCAGCCCAGCUUGUCAGCAUGCUCUCGCCCUACUUGUCGGUUGUGCUGCCGUACCCGAUAUCACCGCACGGGUCCACAUCCACCAUCGAGGACCCUCUAGCCAUGGGCCACAACAACGCGAACAACCCGCGCACCUACCCGCUCUACAUGAAGGGCGUCGUCCGCUACCGGUUCGAGUAUGGUGUUUUUCUGCUCAACAAGGACAUUGAGAUCCUGUCCAACGCCCUCGGCAUUCGGCCUCUCGACAUUCGACAGACGUUGCCCAAUCUGAAGUACCUCUUGUACGUAGCCACCGCCGGCAAAGGCGAGCUGCCCGCCAGAAAAGCAGGCGGCAUCCGGGGAUUGCUGAGGCCAAAUGGGCCCUCCUCCCGGAAGGGGAGCAUGGACAGCACAGCGACGGCCAGCAGCUUCGGCGGUGCGUCUGCAGUGGACAGGAGCCGGUUGAAGAUGGACCACGCGACGGCCAGCAGCUUCGGCGGUGCGUCCGCAGUGGACAAGAGCCGGUUGAAGAUGGACCACGCGACGGCCAGCAGCUUCGGCGGUGCGUCCGCAGUGGACAAGAGCCGUCUGAAGAUGGACCACCACGCGACGGCCAACGGUACGGCUGUGGGGAGUGCGAAGACGGUGCUGCCGGGAAGCAGACUCCGGCCGGUGGGGUGA
Messenger RNA from Ascochyta rabiei, 2010 nucleotides. RefSeq lists its product as uncharacterized. Gene Ontology annotation, biological process: SNARE complex assembly. Gene Ontology annotation, molecular function: SNARE binding. The coding region runs from base 1 to 2010 and encodes 669 amino acids. The transcript is spliced from 2 exons. Lineage: Eukaryota; Fungi; Ascomycota; Dothideomycetes; Pleosporales; Didymellaceae. Gene Ontology annotation, cellular component: lytic vacuole; endosome. The record is from RefSeq and is a predicted model, not a curated record.